AUGGGUAUGUUCAAACGUAGACGUGGUGGACGCCGACCACAUGGUCCUCCUGGAUUUGGAGGUGAAGGUCCAAUGGGUCCGAUGGGAAAAGGUGAAUUCGGCGGAAAAGGAGGAUUCGGUGGAAAAAAAGGAUUCGGUGGCUUUGGUGGUCAGCGAGGAAUGGGUGGAGAAUUCAGAGGAAUGAUGGAUAGUCAACAAGGUGGGCGAGGUAGGCGAGGUGGCUUUGGUGGACCAGGUGGAAUGAUGGGUGGACAACGUGAUCAGGAAUUCGGAGGACAACAAGGAGGACGGAGCAGCCCAGUCUUCGAUCAGAAUCAACUUGUUGAUCCUUUCUACGAAUAA
Molecule: messenger RNA, 342 nt
Organism: Haemonchus placei
Lineage: Eukaryota; Metazoa; Nematoda; Chromadorea; Rhabditida; Trichostrongylidae
Source: the annotation of a GenBank genome assembly